Molecule: messenger RNA, 612 nt
Organism: Iphiclides podalirius (scarce swallowtail)
Lineage: Eukaryota; Metazoa; Arthropoda; Insecta; Lepidoptera; Papilionidae
Source: the annotation of a GenBank genome assembly
AUGCCGAAGGUGACACUCACCUACUUCAACGUAAAGGGGCUCGGCGAAGGCAUCCGGAUGCUGUUGGCUUAUGGCGGUCAGGAGUUCGAAGACAUACGAGUGACCAAGGAUGAUUGGCCCGCAUUGAAACCGAAAACGCCGUUCGGACAGCUGCCAGUGCUGGAGAUUGAUGGGAAGCAAUACGCCCAGUGCGUGGCCAUCUGCCGCUACCUCGGCCGCAAGUACGGGCUGGCCGGUGCGGACAUCGAAGAGGACUUGGUCAUCGAUCAGAACAUGGACUUCUACACUGACAUUCGCCUUAAGGCGGCCUCGGCGCACUAUGAACAAGACGAGAAGAUAAAAGCGGCCAAGCACGAAGACUUCUCAAAGAACCUCUACCCGAUCGUGCUGUCCAAACUGGAUCAAAUAAUCAAGGAGAACAACGGGUACUUGGCAGCAGGAAAGUUGACCUGGGCAGACUUCCUCUUCGCCGGGAUGUACGACUCGCUGAAAUCGAUGACGCAGACACAUGACAUGGAAGAAAAGUAUCCCAGCUUCAAGAAGCUAAGGGACACGGUCACCUCCCUGCCCAAAGUGAAGGCGUACUUAGACGCCGCACCCAAACCUGACUAC